AUGCCGCUUUCGUUCAGCGUCACCGCUGGAAAACUUUGUGAAAUCUUCGUAAGCUUUGUUUUCGCCAUCAAGUCCAAUGCCAUCGAUCAGAUCGUCAGCCUGUCUUCUGACAACAGCCUGGUUCACACUCAAAAGGAGUCGGACAACUCUGUUCCCGUGUAUGAUUGUCUGAAGUUCUGUGCCAGCAAAAACACGGACAGGAUCUACAUCUACGACAAGGACGGCCUCCCGCUCCACUGUAACUUCAUUCCCUUGGAUAUCAGACUGCAGAACUGGGAGGAACUGCCACCAGAAUUCAAUCACAGCGAGAACAGGAGACAGGUUGUGCGAUUCGUGCGCGAGUGGAGCUCUCUGACUGCGAUGAGGCAGAGGAUGGGUGAGGAAGAGUGGAAGAGUUUUUCACAGCCCCAUCCUGCUGCUGGAGGAGCUCACACAAUCCCAGCGCUGGCACAGCAGCACCUCCAGGCAAGAAAACACACAUACACCAUCAAAGCUGGAGAGCUUUGGGACUUAGAAGCCAAGAGCUCCGUGUGUGUUCAGACAAACACCACAGCCGGUUACCUGCAGGCCGUGGACUCGGCCGGGACCCCCCUGUGUCUGUCCUGCCGGAAGCCCAGCGGGGAGCACCACGGCUGGGCAGGAGGCUUCUGCAGCCCUGCCUGUACGGAGGACUUCCAGCUGCGCUCCAAUCAGGGCUACAUGCGCACCCACGUGCUGGAGAAAGAGCAGGGUGUGUGUCAGCACUGUGGACUCAACGCCCACCAGCUGUACGUGCAGGUCCGGGACGCCCCGCGCAUACACCGCAACGAGAUGCUGGACAACACCUGGCUGGCACAACUCCCUCUCAAACAGCUUCAGAGAAAACGUAGCCUCUGACGUCUGAAACCUAAUCAAACCCACGGGCAUGAAUUUACACAUCACUGAUGAUGAGGGUGGAAACGCAUCUCUGGCAUAGAACAAAAUGGAUCAUAAUGCCAACAAUAAAAAUCAAAGUUCACACCUGCGGACGCGGACCUACGUGACCACCGGCACGCCUGCGUGACUUUAUUACCGACGAGAACAAAAGACCAGCAGCAACACAACAACUUUAAUAACGCUGAGACUGAGAGAUAUUGAGUGGACAUCAAAUGAAGGCGCGUGUCCUGACAGCCCCAGGGGAUUUCUGACGGAGGCCGGAUUCAAAUGACUUUGUGUUUCUUGUCGGGCGAAUGGCAUGAGGGAGAAAAGCAGUCUAAACAAUAACA
Sinocyclocheilus rhinocerous is the source of this 1244-nucleotide messenger RNA. Its product is annotated as DNA annealing helicase and endonuclease ZRANB3-like. The transcript is spliced from 7 exons. The coding region runs from base 1 to 876 and encodes 291 amino acids. Gene Ontology annotation, cellular component: nuclear replication fork. The record is from RefSeq and is a predicted model, not a curated record. Gene Ontology annotation, biological process: DNA repair; replication fork processing. Gene Ontology annotation, molecular function: DNA endonuclease activity. Lineage: Eukaryota; Metazoa; Chordata; Actinopteri; Cypriniformes; Cyprinidae.